CAGCUUAUACUGUUUGAUCAUUUAAAGGGUGUAUUUAUGUGGAAUACAGUGGGUAAAAUAUAACAUCAUCAGUUUACUUCAGUCGUUUACAUGUCCAUCACCCUCAUCAGGUCACAGGAGAAACUGUACAGAAAGUCUCACAGUACAAAUAAAAAGGAUUUACUGGACAAAAACUAUUUUGAGAAGACAGCAGAAAACGGCUGUGUGAGCAGUCAUGGAGAGUCUGUUUGUGCUGCUUCUGUUGUCAGGGAUCUUCUGGGGCAGUUCUGCUGUUUCUCGUCAAUUUAACUAUAUAAACCUGCAAAUGUCGUGGCCAGAUGCUCAGAGUUACUGCAGAGAGAGAUUCACUGAUCUGGCUACUGUAGACACCAUGGAUGAUGUGAACAGGCUGUUAAAUUCAGUGGAUGCUGGAUACAGUGGAUCAGUGUGGAUUGGACUGAAGAGUGGGACAGAGAAACGCUGGAGUUGGUCGAAUGGAGAAAACUCUUCUCAGUACUUUAACUGGGCUUCAGGAAUGCCAAAUGAUGAUGGAUAUUGUGUAGCUACUUAUUCCGGCAGUUGGAUUGAUAUGCCAUGUAAUUUAGGGCGAUAUUUUGUGUGUUAUAAAAACACUACAUACUACAUGAUACAAAGUGCUGGACCUAUACCCUGGACAGAGGCUCAGAGUUACUGCAGACAGUAUUACACAGAUCUGCCCACAAUCCACAGCUCUGCAGAGAAUGAUAAUCUAACUGCAGCAGUUUUAAGGGGAUGGUACAUCUGGAUUGGUUUGUAUCGGGACACUUGGGAAUGGUCUGAUCAGUGGGAUCUCCAAUUCAGAUACUGGGCAAUAGGUCAACCAAACCAGAGAGUAGGACCUGACUGUGUCAGCAUGUCAACUGCUGAUUCUGGGAAGUGGAGGCAAGAACGCUGUAAUGUACUGCAUCCUUUUAUCUGCUAUGCAGAGGAAAAGAGAAAACAAAUCAUCAGACUAAAAUUGUCCUGUGCUGGAAAAUGCCAACUGAAUGAUCCUUCACUACAGACUGCCAUUCUGAAUCAGAUCACUGAAACAUUAAUAAGCAUGGGACUGGAAAGUGACAGCACAAUAAACGUGAGAAAUGGGGGCGUUGAAGAGGUGUUUCAUCUGGAGAACAAUGGUGUGGAAAAUUCAAAAAGAAAAUGUAAAAGGUAUCCUUAAUGCACUGUGAAAAUUUAAACGAUGUGAAGAAACAAUAUUGCUUUGAGGCACUAGAAAUAUUACUAGUAGUAGUACUUUUAUAUAGUAUGUACUACAUUAACUACAUUACUCAAUCUAUCCCAGCUGUAGAAAUAUUCGCAUUUUUACAAGACAAGUUAGAAAGUAAUGAAUUUAGUUCAAUUAAAUUCCACUUCAGGAUGUUUAUAGAUUUUUUCUUGUAAAAUAAUUUAUAAUCUUAUAGGUUGCCAUUCUGUUGUUGCUUUGGCUGUUGAAAUGUUGGGUUUUGGGUGACCUGUCACUUUAAUAGUUCUCUGUGAUAACAUCUAGUGGCUUAAUAUAGGCACCUUGACAUCAAUAUAUAAAUAUAUACUUAGCACAUCGCUAUGAUAUUUUAAACUUCUGCAUUCCUAGAGAUUCACAUCCCAUUCAUUUUACAAAAUAGGAAAGUCUCAUAGGAAAUGUAAUAACCCCAAAUAUCCUUUACAUAAAUUCGAUGUAGACGUAAUGUUGAUAUUCAUUACUGAUUAACUGUAUGAAAGCAUCGACAUGACUCAUACACACAUUUAAGAUGUGUUUAUCCUCUAUUAGGGGGUCUAUCAUGUGAAGAUGUACACACUACAGAAUAAAUUGUAUUUUCUGUUUCAGUGUGAAAUGUCUGUUUUGUUUCAGGGUUAUUUUGGUGUUGUCUUUUUGUACUGUUGGUGGUUCUGUGGUGAUUUAUUUUUUUGAAAGGUGCCCAUUAUCUGUG
This is a messenger RNA of Danio aesculapii, 1925 nucleotides long. Its product is annotated as macrophage mannose receptor 1. Lineage: Eukaryota; Metazoa; Chordata; Actinopteri; Cypriniformes; Danionidae. The coding region runs from base 215 to 1177 and encodes 320 amino acids. The record is from RefSeq and is a predicted model, not a curated record. The transcript has 6 exons.